This is a messenger RNA of Archocentrus centrarchus (flier cichlid), 714 nucleotides long. Its product is annotated as predicted GPI-anchored protein 58. The record is from RefSeq and is a predicted model, not a curated record. Bases 1 to 714 code for a protein of 237 amino acids. The transcript has 3 exons. Lineage: Eukaryota; Metazoa; Chordata; Actinopteri; Cichliformes; Cichlidae.
AUGGAUAGGCCGAACUCUGCACCCAUUCCUAUUCCGCGGGUGGGGGCAGCCAGGUCCAAGCCUUCACCCCAGUCUUUGGUGUCUUCAGCAUCUCUUCAGCCACCGCCACGCUCCAUGCCACCUGCAGCGCCUCUUCAGCCACGGCCACGCUCCACGCCGCCUGCAGCAGCAGCAGUUUCAGUCCCAGUGCCCUCAGCUCCUCCUCCCUAUGUAGUUUUGGUCCCAUCAGCUUCCUCCCAGUCAGAGUCGCAGCUAGCUGCAGUAGCCCCUCAGUUUCAGCCAGCGUCCCUAGUGUCAGCUCCAACAGCUGCCCCGGACUCCAAGCAGUCCCACUCAGAGUCCCAGCUGUCUAGGGAGACAGCUGUGCGCCCUGCACUGCAGCCUUGGCCCGCUCAGCCGUCAGGGGUUCCCGCUCAGACCGAGCCGCCAGGGGUUCCCGCUCAGUCCGAGCCGUCAGGGGUUCCCGCUCAGACAGAGCCGUCAGGGGGUCCCGCUCAGACCAAGCCGUCAGGGGUUCCCGCUCAGACCGAGCCGCCAAGGGUUCCCGCCCAGUCCGAGAGGUCAGGGGUUCCCGCUCAGACCGAGCCGUCAGGGGUUCCCGCUCAGACCGAGCCGUCAGGGGUUCCCGCUCAGUCCGAGCCGUCAGGGGGUCCCGCUCAGACCGAGCCGUCAGGGGUUUCCGCUCAGUCCGAGCCCUGUGUGCUCCAUGUCUAA